Messenger RNA from Cyclopterus lumpus (lumpfish), 4805 nucleotides. RefSeq names its product protein MTSS 1-like. The coding region runs from base 458 to 3178 and encodes 906 amino acids. The transcript has 17 exons. Gene Ontology annotation, biological process: plasma membrane organization; adherens junction maintenance; positive regulation of actin filament bundle assembly. Gene Ontology annotation, cellular component: actin cytoskeleton; cytoplasmic side of plasma membrane. The record is from RefSeq and is a predicted model, not a curated record. Gene Ontology annotation, molecular function: phospholipid binding; actin binding. NCBI's taxonomy places the organism in Eukaryota, Metazoa, Chordata, Actinopteri, Perciformes, Cyclopteridae.
GUUUCUAGACCCGUUUUUCUCCCACUCAGUCAGUGUUGAGAAGGCGGUCAGAAAACUCGUGAGUGUCGGCAUUUACCUGUCAAGAUACGGACUAACGUUACAAGCCGAGCAUUGGGAAUAUUUCUAGUUUCGACUAGAAAACUGCAAAACAGUACCUUCACGUCCCAGCCAUGGGUAUGAGCGGGACGGCGUGGAGGGGAGAGGGGGAUUUAAAUGUCUCUUUCGUCCCUGCAACCUCCUUUGAUUUGAACUAAACGGGGCACCGGAGCAGAGCGGAGCUGCUUUUAUGGUGAUUUGAGCGUUCGACUGAGACAAAAGUUGUUGUUACGUCGAUUACGGAAACUUGGUUCGUUUUUGUUCGCAUUUCGGGGAGUAUUUGGUUUCCCUGGAAAGCAGCGGUGGUCAACGGAAAAGCGGCUCACGGAGUCGGGACUGCCCGCUGGAAGUGGUCCUGAAAAUGGAGGCUGUUAUCGAGAAGGAAUGCAGCGCGCUCGGAGGACUGUUCCAAACUGUUAUCGGAGACAUGAAGAGCAGCUACCCUAUUUGGGAGGACUUUAUCACUAAGGCCGGCAAACUGCAGUCCCAGCUCAGGGCGACCGUGGUUGCUGUGGCGGCUUUCCUCGAUGCCUUCCAGAAAGUGGCUGACCUGGCUACCAACUCACGAGGUGGAACCAAAGACAUCGGAUCAGCAUUGACCAGGAUGUGCAUGAGACAUCGCAGCAUAGAGGCUAAACUCAAACACUUCUCCAUGGCUUUCCUGGAGGGUCUGAUCAACCCUCUCCAAGACCAGAUGGAGGAGUGGAAAAGAGGAGUCAACACUUUGGACAAGGACCAUGCUAAAGAGUAUAAAAGAGCCCGGCAGGAAAUUAAGAAGAAGUCCUCGGACACACUGAAACUUCAGAAGAAAGCCAAGAAAGUUGACUUGGAUCUUUUCUUCCUCUGCCUGUCCCCUGUGGUUCUGAUGCCAUCCUCCUCCUUAUGCUCCACUGCAGCUGAUAAUCUGGGUCGUGGUGAUAUCCAACCCCAGUUGCACAGUGCCAUGCAGGAUGUCAGUGAUAAAUACAUUCUGCUGGAAGAGACAGAGAAACUGGCCCUGAGGAAGGCUCUUAUAGAGGACCGACAGAGGUUCUGCUGUUUCGUGGCCAUGCUGCGGCCUGUAGUGGAUGAGGAGAUUUCUAUGUUGGGAGAGGUCACUCAUCUCCAGGCUAUCUCUGAUGACCUCAAAGCCCUGACCUCUGACCCGCACAAGCUUCCCCCUGCUAGUGAACAGGUGAUCUUGGACCUCAAAGGCUCAGACUAUGGUUGGUCAUAUCAAACGCCACCCUCAUCCCCCAGUACCACUAUGUCCCGGAAGUCUAGCAUGUGCAGUAGUCUGAACAGCGUUAACAGUAGUGACUCCAGGGGAUCCAGUGGCUCUCACUCUCAUUCUCCUUCCUCCUCUUCUUCCUCCUCUUCCUCACACCACCUCUUCCACCACCAUCACCCCUGCCAACGGUACCGUAGCUCCACGCUACCCCAGCAGGCCCCAGUCCGGCUCUCGAGCAUCUCCUCCCACGACUCGGGCUUCAUUUCUUCAUCACACGACCAAUACACAUUGUCCAAAUCAUCCUCGCCCAUGGCAGCUGAAACGAAGCCAUGUCCCAGUUCCAGCUCCUCUGAGGUAUCAGAAACUGGGCAGCUCCACAGUGACUGCAGCUCCCCCUCUCCUCUAGCUGCUGCUAGUGCACCUCAGCACACUACUGACCAGUCGUCCGAUGGCUUUGACCACUACAGUCCGGCCAAUUCCCCUUACUUGCAUACCAACGGAGGGAGUUUGGGGUCAGGGUCAGGCACUGCCUUUCCCUUCUUCCCUCCUUCCUCCUCAUCCUACACCACCUCCUCCUCCUCGUGCCCCACUCGUUCAUGGUCACGUCCUGCCUCUGCCUUGCUGCCUGACCAACCUCACAACGGCACGUUGGGAUCCCCCAUGGUGCCUUCAUCACGGGUCCCCAGCUGGAAGGACUGGGCUAAACCAGGCCCUUAUGACCAGCCCAUGGUCAACACACUGAGGAGGAAGAAAGACAAGGAGAUGCCAGCUGUAAGGGACAGUAAUGGUAGUGCGAGUAAUGACAGCAGCCGUUCCUCAGUCCCGACCUCAGCGCCGGCCCUGGCUGCACUACAAACAUCAGCAUCGGUGCAGGAGAAGAACAGAACCGUGGCUGCACCUCUCAAGGCUGGUGAUAUUGAGGCCCAUGAGGAAUUGGCUCUGGCCUUAUCCAGAGGUCUAGAGCUAGACACCCAGAGGUCCAGUAGGGACUCCAUCCAGUGUUCCAGUGGCUACAGCACCCAGACCAACACACCCUGCUGCUCCGAAGACACAAUACCAUCACAAGUAUCAGACUAUGACUAUUUCUCAAUGGCCGGGGAUCAGGAGCCUGAGCAGCAGCAUUCUGACUUUGACAAGUCUUCCACCAUCCCUAGAAACAGUGACAUCAGUCAGUCCUACAGACUCAUGUUCCAGAGCAAACGGCCGGCCUCCACAGCCGGCCUGCCCAGCACACAGACUCCUUACCAUGGACAGGGGGCCUACUCUGCAGGGCCCUAUCCCCCCACACCGGUCCACACUGGGGCUUAUCCUUCAGCCUCCCCAGGAACAUUUUCAGGUCAGGGAUAUUUUUCUGGAUCCAGCACCCACAAUGCCUCUGGCUCGUAUUCUACAGGCCACGGUCCUGUUAUCGUCACCCCUGGGGUUGCCACAAUCCGCCGCACCCCCUCUUCAAAACCCUCCACCCGUCGGUCAGGCUCAGUUGUGGGAACGGGCCCCAUUCCUAUUCGUACGCCUGUCGUCCCAGUAAAACCCCCGACAGUACCCAAUAUGUGCGGAGCAGUAAAUGGGAGCAGGAGUGUAGAAGAGGUGGGAGGAGGAAGGAGAGGAGGAGAAAUCUCAAAUUCUCCAACAUUUGCAGGAAGGGAGGAUGCUGGCACGCUGCCUGUGAUGUCCUGGAGUGGUCAGGCUACAACCAAUCCUCCCACUGUACUCCUACCCAACCAGCAGCACCUGCACAGUGAGAUGGGGCAGGAAGGAGCAGGUGAGGAGGCAGGAGAAGAGUUAGAAGGCAACAUGCUACUGGCCAUCCGCAAGGGGGUCAAGCUCAAGAGAACCCUCACCAACGACCGCUCCGCACCACGCAUCCCAUGAUGACAUGACACACACACACACACAAAAAAAUGUGUGAGCUCAGGUGGUUGUAAAUGAGAUCCAAGGCUUUGGAAAAGAAAUGUACACAAUCAAAAGGCUUCUUUUGCUAGUAUGAGAAUGUAUUAAUACGUAGCAUUUCUCCUUCUGUAAAUGUUUACCUGUGAGAGUCGCUCACUGCAGAAGCCAUCUCUGAUUCAAUAUUCAAAAUACAUAGAUAUGCCAUUGUUCAGCUUCACACUUUCUGAAUUGGCCUAUGACGCCGCAGAAAUAAUGUAAAGCCAAGUUUGUUAAGAUAUUGGUUUUGACCUAAAGAGGAACACAGGCCCACUUGUGGUAGGUGGAGUAAUUAUACGAGUACAAGGAUAAGACCGAAGACAUUAGCUCCUCAAAUAGAGGUUUUUGGCCAAAGCACUAAAAUGUAUUUUGAAAAUCCGAGCCCACAGCGUCAAACGAGGACAGAGUAGCAUUACACAACAGUGAGUACAUUUCCGCAAAGACAUAUUUUACACACAUGCAUCCAGUAUUCUUCCUGAAUGGCUGGACAAGGACAAUGUUGUCUGCCUCUUCUCAGUGUAAAAAGACUCUGUGUAUAUAAUCCGUCCCAUUGUUUGGGGAGCGUUUUACCAUCGUGGGACAAAUACUCCUUCUAACUGCCUCCACUUGACGGAUGACUUGGAGGGACGCCCUGACGGCGGCGGUGUUGUCGUCCCCUCACUGUUAAAAUACUUGUUACUUGAGAUCUCCGCCGAGCCAACGGGGACAGAGGCUGAUCGAGAAGCAAAAAAUGGACUUCCAAGUCAGAGUUGUCGGAGACGACCGUGUGACUAGAGCGUCACAUGGUUGAUGCCGUGACAUGAACGGCCACUCCGAGUUCCGACCUGUUUUAGUUUGUUUUAGCAUUUACAUGAUUUGUAAAUAAUGUUGCGUGCCUCUGCUGCUAAGGAGUGUGUUGGCUCCUCCACAGUGUCACAAUCAUUAAGGUUCACAUCUUUAAACCGGAUAGUUAUGGAUUUCCAAUAAUGAUCAUCAAACCCUGUUACCUUUGGCCAGGAAUGAAGUUUAUUUUCAGCAUUUUUUUCCAUUUUGAAUCUUGUUUAUUAAUAUGCGAUAUCUACAUGCUGAGCUUUGUAGAACUCCUCAGUGGUUUGUGUUUAUAUAUAUUAGCCCUUAUAUAUUAGCCCCUUGUUUUUUGUAGCAUUUAUUAGCCGUAUUAACUACCCGCUGCGCAUCGAUUGCUCAAAACAUUACUAAUGAAUGUCAAAAGUACAGAUGUGCCUUGUCAAAAAUCAACAUUAAUUAAAAUGUGUGUAUAUAUAUAUAUAUAUAUAUAUAUAUAUAUAUAUAUAUAUAUAUAUAUAUAUUAUUAGACAUUUUAUCCGACUUUUUUUCAGGACAAAUAUUUGUCGUUGUUUCUAAAGUAAUGAGUAGAAAGCUGUAAUUAGUGAUGCAGACCUGUUUUGUCACUCUUUGUUGUCUGCUUUGAAACACAUGUAGCGUGCAUGCUCAUGUCCUUUUGAUCCAUUAGGUUUUUACUUUUGCAUCCGUCAACUUUAAUUCUAGUGACAUAGAAGGUGUCAAGGACAUACAUACAGAUUUUGUUUCAAUAAAAACUAGGCGAUUAAAUCAA